GAAUGAAUGAGUGCUGAAGGGAUGCACGUCGCCUUUGCAGCUUCUCUUUUCUGCCUGAAACCUCAAGAGGUGCGAUCAACGACAAAGAGGCCCACCCAGAUUCAUACCACUCAUCUCUCACUUGGGGGCUGAUGCGCUCCGGAAAGAUAUCUGCACUUGCAGAAGACUUGUUUAGCGUACGGACAUGACGGCUCCUCCUGUGUAUGUGGUCGACAGCCACGCUACGGCCCCUCCGCUGCCACCCCGAGCAGCCCGGGGUCGAGGACGGACCGGAGGCCUGGCUCAGAGCCUUCUCUUCGUGCUGGUGAGCGUAGCCUUGGGUGGGGUCAUACUGGAGGCUGUGCUGAUCUUCUACCUCCACCCAAGUCGACCUGAACGAGCAUCAGCUUCCUUCUCCGAGCUCACCGCAGAAAAACUUGAGCGGCCUCCUUCUCCCAGUCCUGAGGUUCCGCUUUCUAAACCAGCUGCACAUCUGAUGGAUGGACCAGAUGCUGUUCACGACAAAGCAAUCCUGGGCUGGAGCACCAUAGCGGACCCCCUCCUCCACCAGAUGGACUACAAGGACAGAAGUCUGGUCAUCCGCAAGGACGGUCACUACUUUGUCUACUCCAAAGUGUUCUUCGUGGACGUGGGCGUGUUCCACCACACCAUGCACACUCUCAGGGAUGAGGAGAGCAUCCCGCUCUUACAGUCCAGGACGUAUUCCACAAAGACGGAGAAGAAGUCCAACAGCUUCCUGGGGGGCGUCUUCCACCUCCACAAAGGCGACGCCCUUUUCGUCAAAGUGAGCAACUCCUCCAAAGUAGCGCGCCACAAAACCUACGAGAACGUCUUUGGCGCAUUCAUGAUCUAAAGCAGGGGUGUCCAAACAUAAGAAGUUGUAUUUCUUUUAUAUUUUGGAAAAACCGUGAUAGAGCAAAGCCACAAAACUCGAACCACAAAAGGUGAGGGACGACUGUACAUUUAACACACCGAAUGUUAAUAGAAGAACUGCAAAAGAACUGAAAAUGUAAAUUUAGCUCACAUGUAGUACACAGCAUCAUGUAGUCCUACCUAGCGCCUGCUUUUGUUGUGUUGAUGUUUGGAGUUUGGAGUGUCCGUGAAUGCACCUAGCGGCAGAGAGGUGGAGAAUGAGGAAGUGUUAAUAGUAAUAAUAAUAAUAAAUUUGAUUUAGAAGCUCUGUUCUAAAAACACAAAGGCACUUUACAAUAGGACAAGCAAUGCACUCAACACAAUGCUCAAUAAAGCAAAAGAAUACAUAUACAGCUCAAAUGGGAGUACCACAGGGAGGUGACGGUGAAACUAAAGGCUCUGUUGUCCCAGGUAAGGUGCUUGGCCACAGCGGUUAUGCUGUUGAUGUGUUAAGGUAGGAAUAAAGUUAAAGUUAAUAAAGUUACUUGCCUCUGUCCGCAUCAUAGAGGUGUGUCUUGCCAUAGUUUUAAUGUCAUUAAUUCAAUGAUGCGUUAUUUCUGACAGCCCUAGUUAUUGAUAUUCAUUUUUCAACUUUCCUUAGAUUAAGUCUGCUCUUUUUUUCUUCUUCAAUUGUACUUUUAGAACGUGCGGGCCAAUAGAUUGAAGAUGCGGGCCGCAGACACCUCUUGUCUUUUCUAUAGCAUCUGUUGUGAUUGUGGCUUUUCUGGUGUCGUUAAGUCUCUCAAACGAGAAGAAAUAAGAAGGCUGCUUUUCCGUCGGCACUGUUUUUUCCAUGUUACACCUCUUCCUGUCUACUUGUAAAAAGAUGAUCACCAACACGCCCUCGUGUGUAAUCCAGGAGGAAGCAACAGUGGAAGGGAGAGUGGAGGUGUGGU
Molecule: messenger RNA, 1808 nt
Organism: Dunckerocampus dactyliophorus (ringed pipefish)
Lineage: Eukaryota; Metazoa; Chordata; Actinopteri; Syngnathiformes; Syngnathidae
Gene: tnfsf14a
Product: TNF superfamily member 14
Exons: 4
Coding region: 185-853 (222 amino acids)
Biological process (GO): immune response
Cellular component (GO): membrane
Molecular function (GO): tumor necrosis factor receptor binding
Source: RefSeq, a predicted model, not a curated record